GCAGUCAGAUUUAUCCACAUCCGCCAUUAAACCUUUGCUUCGUGGUGCUCCUUGCUCAGUUGCUCUGCUCUCUACUACACGAAUCCCGUUGGGAACGCUGGUGUUGUAAUUUUUUUUGUGAACUUAUUUGGUAUACAGUCGAUUUAGGAAGAUCUCGAUUGAUUUCUGCAUUUCGACACCCGAAGAACCCUAGGAAGGACGACGCCUCCUUGUCCGAUCAUGAAGUUAGGGUUUUCCUCUGUUCAAGUUCGAUCUAAGAGGAAUUAGAGAUGAUAUCAUGCUUAGGCUUGACGAUUCGGUGAUUCGUUCUCCAAUAGGCGUCCCGAUUUGGUGCUAAUAGAAACUCCUAUGGAAACCCUAGGUGAUUUAAGAACUGAAUUCGACGGCAUGUCUAGGCCCAUCCUACUCGUCUUUCUACUCGUCAUACUUAUAGUCACCUCUCAGUUUGAGUGGAGGCAACCACUUGUUUCCGACCUUGAUGCAACUCCGAGCGUGUCUCAGAAACAGCUGCAAAUUUCGGAAAGGGAAGAAGCUGUGAAGGAGAAGAUCAUUCUAUCGCAGGAGAGACAUAUCCAGAGGCUAAAUGACCUUGUCCGGAGCCUUCAACUUCAAUUGUUGCGAUGCAACGGACGAAACGAGACGGAAAAUGCCGCUGAGAAAUACGAUCAAGAUAAGCUAUUCAUCCAACUGGAGAGGAAACACAUCAUGGAAGACUAAAGUGACCCAAAAUGGUAGGUAAGGUUAUUGCAAAGAUCAUUUUGUAUGCAUCACACACUGAAUCUGGUUCUUGACUUGUAAAGGGCUGAUUGAUUUGGACUGUCUUGAUUCAUGAAAUAGCUUGAGAAUAUCUUCUGUUUGAAA
Messenger RNA from Tarenaya hassleriana, 861 nucleotides. RefSeq lists its product as uncharacterized. Lineage: Eukaryota; Viridiplantae; Streptophyta; Magnoliopsida; Brassicales; Cleomaceae. Bases 349 to 717 code for a protein of 122 amino acids. The record is from RefSeq and is a predicted model, not a curated record. The transcript has 4 exons.